Messenger RNA from Ornithorhynchus anatinus (platypus), 3626 nucleotides. It is a transcript of the gene SEMA4A, whose product is annotated as semaphorin 4A. NCBI's taxonomy places the organism in Eukaryota, Metazoa, Chordata, Mammalia, Monotremata, Ornithorhynchidae. The transcript has 14 exons. Gene Ontology annotation, biological process: positive regulation of cell migration; axon guidance; neural crest cell migration. The coding region runs from base 182 to 2506 and encodes 774 amino acids. The record is from RefSeq and is a predicted model, not a curated record. Gene Ontology annotation, molecular function: chemorepellent activity; semaphorin receptor binding.
ACCGGGGGCCGCAGGCCCCGCAGCGGUCCUCGGCGGUCCUCCCCGCUUUUUGACUGUGGGAGAGGGGAACGGGGGAAGAAGGGAGGCGCGGCGCCCCCCACCAUCCUCGGUUGGACCCCCGGGUUCUGGACUUCACCCAUCCCCGUCCCCAGAGCCCCGCGAGCCUCGCCGAGCCGCCUCCAUGGCCGCCCCCCUCCACGGCCUCCCGCCACCGCCGCCGCCGCUGGGCCUGAGCCUGCUUCUCCCCGUGUUGAUGUCCGCCGUGGCCGCCCUCCCGGCCCUCGUCCCCAGGGUCAGCUACGCCACAGGCGACGGGCGGCGGGCAGUGGACUUCUUCCACCUGAAAGGCCUCCAGGACUUCGAUACGCUCCUGCUGUCCGAUGACGGGGAGACGCUCUACGUGGGGGCGAGGGACAUGCUGCUGGCGCUCCAGGUGGGGGGCCCGGGACCCCUGAUCCUGCAGAACUCGGUCCCAUGGAGCGCCAGGCAAGAGAAAAUCUCCGAGUGUAUCUUUAAGAAGAAAAGCCAAGAGACCGAGUGUUUCAACUUCAUCCGGGUGCUGGUGCCCGUGAACAGCUCCCACCUGUACACCUGUGGCACCGGAGCCUUCAGCCCCGCCUGCACCUACGUCGAUCUGCUGAACUUCAGCCUGGCCCACAUGCCCCACGGGCAGCCCCUGGAUGGGAAGGGGCAAUCGCCCUUUGACCCUGCUCACAAGCACACAGCCGUUAUGGUCGGCGGAGAGCUGUACUCGGGGACCAUGAACAACUUUUUGGGAAAUGAACCCAUCCUCUUGCGGUCCCUGGGGACCCAGCCGCCUCUCAAGACAGACAACUUCCUCCUCUGGCUGCAACCGGAUGCAGCAUUCGCUGCCUCCUUCUCCAAUGGCUCCUUCAUCUACUUCCUGUUCUCGGAGACGGCCAGUGAGUUCCACUUCUUCGAGCCCCUCACCGUGUCUCGCGUGGCCCGCGUCUGUCAGAAUGACAAGGGCGGGGAGAAGUUGCUGCAGAAGAAAUGGACAACUUUCCUGAAGGCCCCGCUCACGUGCAAGGUACCCGGCCAGCUGCCCUGCGCCGUGGUCCGCCAUGCCGUGCUGCUGCCCGCCGUCGCCGGAGGGGCCCCCACCCGCGUCAUUGCCACCUUCACCUACCAGUGGCAGACAGGGGGCUCCGCCGUCUGUGAGUUUCCCCUGGAGGCCAUGGAGGAGGCAUUCGCAGGGAGAUUCAAAGAGAUGAAUCAGGGGAGUUCUCAAUGGACCCCGUUCACCGGCACCGAACCCACGCCCCGGCCCGGCACGUGUUCCACAGGCCCCUCCUCCGACAAGGUGCUGACCUUCGUGAAGAACCAUUUCCUCAUGGACAAGGAGGUGACCGGGUCCCUCCUCCUGGCCAAGGCCGAUGCCACCUACACGCGCCUGGCAGCGGAGCUGGCACGGGGGCUGGACGGGCACCCCUACCUCGUCCUCUACCUGGGCACCGACUCGGGCCGCCUGCACAAGGUGGUGCUGGCGGACUCCGGCAGGGGCGUGGCGCCCCGGGAGGCCUACCUGGUGGAGGAGAUCCAGCUGUUUCCAAAGCCCACCCCCGUACGGGAGCUGCUGCUGGAUCCCCACCAGGGGGUGCUGCUGGUGGGCUCCGCCCAGGGCCUGGUGCGCAUCCCGAGGGCCAACUGCUCCGUCUACCCGACCUGUGCCGACUGCGUGCUCGCCCGGGACCCGCACUGCGCCUGGCAGGAGGAGCGAGGCGUCUGCAGCUCCUCCCCAGACCUGCCCCCGGGACCCCACUCUGGCCGCCCCUCCUCACCCCGUAGGUCCCCAUGGCAUCAGGAUGUGGACAGGGGAAACCCAAGGUACGCCUGUGGUGGAGAAAGAGGCCGGAGCCUCCUGUCGCAAGACUUUGUCAAACCUGACGUGGUAUUGGAGGUCCUGGCCGCCCGCCACGCCCUGGUGGAACUCCCCUGCCCCCGGGCCUCGGCCCUGGCUUCCUACCAGUGGACGCAGGGGGUCCCCCCGGACCCCGUCAUCCCCAGCCGGAUCGGGUCCUCCACUGGUGACCUGCUGCUGGGGCCGGAGGCCGACGGACUGUACCAGUGCUGGGCCGAGGAGGCCGGCUACAGACACCCCGUGGCCACCUACUGGGUUCACAGCCCGGACCGGCCCCAGCCGCCAGACCCCUCACUGGCCGGGGUCCCGGUGAAGCCCUGGGCGGUGGUGGAGGGCGGGGAGGUGGCCCCCGCCGGCUCCCACUCAUACUGGCCACACUUCCUGGUCGUCACGGUGCUCCUGGCCCUGCUGGUGACCGCCUGCCUGGUGGCCCUGCUGGUCCCUCGCCUGGCCGCUCUGCGGGCGCAGGGCAGGGUCCAGGGGGACCCCCUCGCCCCCAGGGAGAAGGGACUCCUCAGUCCCGGGAGUCCCCAUACCUCCCAGCACUCUGACAGAGAGCACUCGGGCGCCCUGGAAGUGAUGUCCACCGAUGUGCUGAGGGAGAGGGACCCCAAAGGGAUCUGACCGUAAGGAACUGCUGGGGUGGGGGACCCUACUCUUACUGUUAUGUGGGGGUGAGGAUGGAGCGAGACCAUAUCGUUGCACCUGUGAAGGGAGUCCCUACCUUUACAGACUAGAGGAAAAACCCUACCAUUACGGACUGGGGCAAGGGGGAAGGAGAGAGACCCUACCGUUGCCGACUGUGAGGGGAGACCCCACCUUUACAGACUGUGGAAAGCCGGGGAGAGAGGCCUUACCAUUACAGACUGUGAGGGGAGACCCAACCGUUCCAAACUGUGGUGGGAGGGGAACCGUGACAGACCCGGGAGGAGACCCCAGCAGAGCGGCCCGUUGUGGUACGUACGGUGCCGGGGUGCUGCCUGUGUGGAUCUGAGCCCUCCGCCCGGGAUGGCAGCCCGUACUGUUUCCCCAGAGAAGUGACGUGGCCUAUGGGAGAGUAUAUAUUCGCCUGGGGAGGGGGGAGGGAGGAUGGGCGAUCAGAGGACCUGGGUUCUAAUCCCAGCUCCAUCCUUUCCCCUCUGGGUGACCUCGCACAGGUCGCUUCUCUGCGCUGUUUCCUAACCUCCAACUUGGGGAUGAAGUACCCCUUCUCCCUUUACUUAGACUGUGAGCCCCACGUGGGACUGGGACCGUGUCCGACCUGAUUAACGUCUACCCACCCCAGCGCUUGGCAAGGGGUGAGCGCUUUACAAGUAUCACCAUCACAACUGUGCUGUCGUCCCUUCUGGGGGGAACCUGUGCUUUCCCGUCGCUCGGCACUCCCUCCCCCUCGGCCUCCUCGGGAGCCAGGCGUCUGCGGAUCCUCAACUGUGUCCCCUGCCCCUUAUUGGAUUCGCUGGGCGCUGGGGAGGAGAGGGGGUCAAAGCCACCCUUCUCCCUUCCCGGUGCCCCGCCUCCAGCCCCUGCCUUACUUAGUCUAGCCCUUAUCCCUCCCACUGCCCGGGCCUUGGUAGGGUCAGGGAGAGAAAACCAAGCCAAAUCUCCACACGCCCCCGCCCCACCUCUUCUUGCCCUCAUUCCAGAAGCUUCCCCCGACCUCCUGUCAGCAUCACCCUAAUCCUUGUGACAAAGUGCCCCCCGCUUCAGAGCCCCGGUUUAUUUUUUAUUAAAAAGACAAAACGAC